Messenger RNA from Zerene cesonia (dogface butterfly), 1611 nucleotides. Its product is annotated as serine carboxypeptidase-like 51. Gene Ontology annotation, cellular component: nucleus. Gene Ontology annotation, biological process: negative regulation of DNA-templated transcription; proteolysis. The transcript has 11 exons. Gene Ontology annotation, molecular function: serine-type carboxypeptidase activity. NCBI's taxonomy places the organism in Eukaryota, Metazoa, Arthropoda, Insecta, Lepidoptera, Pieridae. The record is from RefSeq and is a predicted model, not a curated record. Bases 1 to 1611 code for a protein of 536 amino acids.
AUGUCUAAAAAAUUUAUAAUUAUUAUAUCCGUUAUAGUUGGCUUACUUAUAUUAGCUGGACUGGGUGUUCUCAUUUGGUGGCUAGUAACAGAUACUUCAAAUGAUAAGUUUGAAACAAUUCUUCUUGAGACUGAUGGGUUAGGUCAAGUUAAAUACAAUGCAGCAUAUACGAGAAUUUAUGGUGCCGGCGAUAUUUUCUGGUGGUUCUUCCCAUCUACGUCAGACCAGAGUCGACCAAUUUUACUAUUUCUAGGUGGGGUUACAGGAAUACCUGAUAGUUUUCUCCUAAACUUUGGGGGAAUAGGGCCCUUAGACUUUAAUCUAAAUACGAGGAACACAUCGCUGGUCAGCGACUAUCACUUGUUAUUCGUAGACAGCCUCUUAGGGACUGGGUUCAGUCAACUUGAAGAUGAGCAGUCGAUCUUGACAAAUUUAAGUGAUAUGGUUGAUAAUUUAAUAUACACUUUACAAUCAUUUUAUGGACAUAAUGAUGAAUAUGAAGAUGCGCCUUUAUACAUUUAUGCACAAGGUGAUGCGUCUCAUUUAGCCAUUCCAUUGACAACACGAUUGCUAGAGGAUGAGGACUAUUCUCACAAAAUAAAAGGCAUCUUUCUAGGUAAUCCCAUAAUAUCACCAGCUCUUACACUGACCAAAUUGGGAUUUUAUUUAGAAGAAUUAGCCUACGUCGAUGGUAAUGGUAGAGCGGCAAUAGAAGAAUUUUCAACCUCGCUGUCCUCCUUAGUGUCAUCGAAAAAUUUUGAGGAAGCCUUUAAUCAAUUCUUUUCUUUGGGUGAAUUCAUAAAUGAAAGAGCUGGUGCCGUAGCGGUUAAUGUGGGAUAUAUCGUAGAAAAAUUAACUCGCAACUCAGUUAGAGACUACUUCGGACUAAGUGCGUAUCGUGACAGAGUUAUUCCAUCUGACAUUAAUAUGAAAAGUUUCAUGGAGGAAACAAUUGCGCCAGCGCUUGGAAUUUCAAAUGAUAACAAUUAUGAUGAAAAACGGGAUGAUGUUAUUAAAGCUUUUAGGCCACUUUACAUGGAACCCACAGUAGAUAAAUUGGAAAAUAUUUUAAACAACUCAAACGUAAUUGUUACUAUUUUCAAUGGUAACCUGGACGCAGUAUCAAAUACACCAGGACAACUAGAAUGGAUUGAUCAUUUAAAUUGGUAUGGACAAACUAAUUUUACCAAUAGUGAACGGAAGACUCUUGUAAUAAAUAAACAAAUAGAAGGAUAUUUCCGUGAAUCAAGUCGCCUUAAUUUCUACUGGAUUAACAUAGCAGGCCAAUCGACACUCUUGGAUAAUCCUGUCGCAACUAAAAAAAUGCUAGAACGAGUAACACAUAUUGCACCGACUCCCACCGAGGCUGUGUGUAAACACUUCAAUGAGCUGCGCUCAGACUUGGCACUUGCAUUGGACCUGAAGAAUGCAUUAGCAUCUUGUGAAUUUGAGCUUCAAGCUUUGAGACAUCAAUAUGAAGCUUUAAACCCUGGCAAGACCUUAACCAUACCCCCAUCAAUUUGUAACACAAGUACAGAUGGUGAAACAAAACCAGUGAGUGAAAUCAUAGAUGUGGUUGGUUCCCCCAGUGCAUUGAAUAACACCAUUUAG